UCGCUCUGCAGAGAAGCUAUCUCACUCUGCGCGACGGGAACCCACUUGGCAGCAACUAUUCGCCUUAGUCUGGCAUGGACUCUGCAGAUGUUAUCCAGAAUUAACGGAUCUCACGCUUUGAUCAACGAAGCAGUCGACAUCCAGCGACAGGCCUUGGUUGACCUGCCUCCGUCUCAUUGUUACGAUCAACAUCGACACCUGCGAUUCCUAGGGGUGCAUCUACACUACCGAUACGAAGUUUUCGGAAGACCAGAAGAUUUGGAUGAAUUCCUUGAUGUUUCCGCGCAGGCCGUGCACUUAUGUCCAGAGAUGCACAUUGAUCGAUGCAAGACCGUAACUGAGAUGCUCUGGGCGCUAUAUGCGAAGGCUGUGCGCUCUGGCGCUGUCAAUGAGCUCAACAAAUCGAUUGAACUUGGACUGAACACUCUCAAAGAAGUUUCUGGUGCUGGGAUGGGGCGCGCCAGAUGCCUUGGUGUGGUAGGAGAUCUGCUCGCCCUUCGGCAUGAGCUCGCUCCAUCAGAUGGGCGCGAACUCGAGAAGUCAAUCACUCUGACCCGGGAAGCUUUGCAGCUAUACCCUCCCAACCGAGCAAACUAUAGGGUGUGCGUGGACCGCUUGGCACUCGGAUUGCGUUUGCAGUACAACUGGACUGGAGAGAUAAGUUGUCUCGAAGAAGCUAUUCAACUCGGGCGUUCUUCAAUCGAUUCAAUUCCAACUACCCACCCUCAGCGAUUCAUUCCCGCUCGCAAUCUGGCGCAUUCACUGAUGCUCCGCUUCAACGAGACAAGGCGCAUCUCUGAUCUCCAUGAAGCCAUCAAAUGGGAUCGUAGUGCCCUGGCAAGCAUUGGGACCUCACAUACGUCCUAUCCGGAGAUUUCUGCUCAAGCUGUCUCCCGUCUUUGCAUGUUAUUUGACGCUCGGGGCUCGUUCGAGGCUUUGGAAGAAGCGAUUACCCUCGGCAACACCGUCCUGGAUACGAUGGCUUCCGAUCAUAUCCAACGCAGCGAUGUUAUCCUCGAGCUGUCAAAAGCUCUGUUACGCCGCGGGAGACAUCAAGGGAACGUCGCGGACAUCGACCGCUCCAUCUCGGAGCUAGCACGUAUCAAGGAAGUCAUGCUUCAGCGAACAGACGGUCCUGAACUUCUGAGCACCCUCGCCGACUGUCAUAUCGUCAGAUUUCGCUUCAAUCGCGGCUACAAAGACGCGAACGAUGCCUUGGAGAUCAUGACUGGCUUAUUGGAUAAGCUGCCUCCCGGGCGUCCCGAGAAGUAUCAGUACCUCGUGAGUACAGCGGAACUCCACAUGGAGAUAGGAACACCUUACCGGACAGAUCGCCAACUGCUGGAUAUCUUCGCUCUUGUGGGGGGACUUCUGCCCCGAGUGGCUUUCUUUGAUCUUCAUCUUCAUACCCGACUCCAGUCUCUAGCUAUCGGCCAGAGCAUCGCUCUCACCGGCGCAUCUCACGCGCUCAACAUCGGUUCAUCUCAGAAAGCUCUGGAAAUCCUUGAGCAGGGCCGUGCGGUCUUCUGGACCCAUGCACUACGCUUGCGCUCUCCGUUCGAGGCAGCGCCCAAGGAGCUCAGAGCACGAUUGUUGAUCCUUGCCCGACAGCUGGAGAAAGUGCGCGACAGCUCGUUUACGGGCGAGAACCCGGGGGCCGUCGAAGCGGACAUCGCACGGAGAAGGGGUCAGAUCGAAGAAUUCAACGCGCUGCUCAACCAGGUUCGCAAACUACCUGGACUGAACAGAUUCCUGCUGCACGACGAGUUUACGACGCUGAGAAAAGCCUCCGAAAGAGGACCGGUCGUAGUGUUGGUUUCCAGUGCGCUGGGGUGCCACGCUAUCCUUCUCAAGCAGGGGGGCGACUGUGUAAGCAUUCCUAUCGAACAUCUUCCUGAUAUUUGGCUCGCACAUUCCGGCACGGAGUGGCGAUCGAUCAUCGUGGAGGCGAGGGCGGAGAUGCGCGACUGCAGAAAGAUGAAAAAAUCGAAAAUCCCGAAGGCUCGAAGGACGGCUGCCGACGAAAUCUUGCGCCAGUUAUGGAUUGAGGUGGUGAGACCAGUCCUCAGUGCUCUAGGGCUCGAACCCGCCGAAGGUCGAAACCGUCCUCGCAUAUGGUGGUGCCCUACUGGAAACUUUGCUCACUUACCGAUCCAUGCAGCCGGUGCCGGCGGAGAGUGGUGCUCGGAUUACGUCGUCUCCUCCUAUAUACCGACCAUCGGGUCCCUUCUUGCUGCCAGAAACGCGUAUUCUCCCAUCCUCAAGGAGGACGUUCAAGCGCUCGUCGCUGCAACGCCUCGGUCGAGCAUGUCGCAGUGGAGCGACCUCAUCAACACGCGCGAAGAAGCGAGAGCGAUCCGUGCGGUCUUACCAAGCGGAUCCACGAUGGAGCUGCCUCCCGCAGACGACGCUUGCAUUGAGGGCGGAAACGGGAUCACGGCGGAGACGCUGCUAAAGCUGCUCCCACAGACGAACAUCCUUCACCUCGCGUGCCAUGGCCAUCAAGAUCUGGAGAAUCCGUUGCAGAGCGGAUUCAUUCUGCGUGACGAGAAACUCACGAUCGAACGACUCAUGCCCGUACCCCUCCCUCGCGCGGUCAUGGCAUUCUUGAGUGCAUGCGAAACAGCCAAAGGUGACUUCAAUCAGCCUGAUCAGGUGGUCCAUCUCGCGGCCGUCAUGUUCUUCGCAGGAUUCAAAAGCGUCAUCGCUACGCUCUGGUCCAUGGCGGACGCGGACGGGCCGGAGAUAGCUCGAUCUGUAUACCAGAAGAUAUUCAGCGGCAACUUGGAUCACAUCGACCCCGAUGACAUCGCGUACGCCCUCGACGAGGCCGUCACGAAACUGCGAACCGUCCAGCCUGAGCCGCUCCGAUGGGCACCGUAUAUACACCUAGGGAUUUGA
Punctularia strigosozonata HHB-11173 SS5 is the source of this 2901-nucleotide messenger RNA. RefSeq lists its product as uncharacterized. The annotation marks the transcript as partial. The transcript has 5 exons. Gene Ontology annotation, molecular function: protein binding. Lineage: Eukaryota; Fungi; Basidiomycota; Agaricomycetes; Corticiales; Punctulariaceae. The record is from RefSeq and is a predicted model, not a curated record.